This is a messenger RNA of Capsicum annuum, 11487 nucleotides long. RefSeq lists its product as uncharacterized. The coding region runs from base 8077 to 9081 and encodes 334 amino acids. Lineage: Eukaryota; Viridiplantae; Streptophyta; Magnoliopsida; Solanales; Solanaceae. The transcript is spliced from 2 exons. The record is from RefSeq and is a predicted model, not a curated record.
AUUAUAGACCCAAGAUACUUAAAACUAUCCCUCUUACAAACAACCUGGGAAUCUAACCUCACCACCACUUCAUCCUCAUCCAUGGAACUGCUGUAAUCAUGGAAAAUGACAUGCUUAGCAGAUGUCUGGUAAGGGAGUUACUCAGCAAGGCUGGAAGCUCCCACCUGGUCAGAACUAUGAAGAUGGUAGUGGAUAAAUGGAAAUUAGCUUUUGGUGUUCAGGUGUACCUCAAUGAACUGUAGUUCUUGUUCGAAUUUCCUGAUAGGAAAAUGGCCGAACAAGUAAUGCUAGGUGACUGGAGAUGGAAACAAGAACCCCUUAAACUGAAAUGGUGGUUACUGGAGAUUGCUUAUGCUCAGGAGAAAGCAAUCACUGAUUGCUUCUGCAUCAUGGCUAUUGGUCUGCCUCUACAUCUUUUGUCAAGGGAGAUAAGGAAGAAAUGUGGUGGAUGGGUCAAAACAGAGGGGGAUAAUUAAAAAUCACGCCUAAGAUGGGCAGGAAUCAAAGUCAAGAGGGUUGCAGAGGAAGAUCCCAAAAUUUAUAGAAGUGGAGAAUGAUGGUUUGAUUUUCAGCUUAUCAAUCUAGUGUGAAUAUAUGCCGAUGGUGAAUGAAGGACGGCAGAAUGAUGAAGAAGACAAUUAACAAGCCUAUGGCUAUGCUUUGUGUGAAGUCCCAUCCAAUGCGGGUAGGGUGGCUGGGCAUGUGGGCCCAUCGUUUUAAAAUUUUAAACACCUGGAUAUACCUUUGGGACGUGUGAGUGAACUGGAUAAUAUGGGACUCAAUGGUUCAUGCUAUGACCUGUGUCUUUUGCUCUUCUAGAUUCUGUUUGGCCAAGCCAGCAAUUGAAAGUCUUGCAGCAAACACUUCUCUUCGGGAGCUCACAUUUGAUUUUUCAAUAGAAGGUAAGAGGGGCUUAAACCAAACUUUGGAUUUGGGUCGCAGACACAAUUCUUUCUGAAAGAAGAAAGAGUUUGGGCGUGAUUGCGAUUUUUCCAAAUGACUUCAGGUCUUAACCGAGGUGGGUUAAUUACUUGUAAAGAUUGGAGCUAACGGCUUAUAUGAUUCACAAAGUUGUGACUCACUUACAUUGCUAGAAUCGGUAGUAGUUUAAGAUACUCAAGUUCUAGUAAAUUCUUGCAAACUGCAAAUACUUCAAAUACGAGGUGGAAAUGGUGAAGAGGAGGAAGGGGGUUUUGGUAAUCAUGAGAACAAUGGUUUAUGUGGAGCAAUCACAACAAUUUUCAAUAGAGGAUAUUCAGAUUCAGUUAGCUGAGUUUCAUGGGUGUGAAGAGGAGGUGUGGUUGUUCCUGAAACUGGACAAGAAGAGGCAAGAGAAGUGAAAGAAAGCUAGCAAGUCUACUCCCUCUACCCCGAAACCAAAUGAUCAUAAUGAAGUGAAGAUUCUGCAAGUUGGAGUUAAAUUUUAAAGAUGGUGGUUCCACUAACAGGAAGAAACAAUUGGAAUAAUUCCCAAGGAAGAUACACAUUAUCUCAUGUAAUUUAAGGGGCUUGAGUGAUAUUGAAAAGAGGAGGGUGAUUAAAUCUUUUAUACAAGAGAUAAGACAGAUAUUUAUUGUACGGAUGGAAGGGAAGUAUGGCACGAUGGUCAAACAGCUGUGCAACAAUAGAUGGGUCGACUAUAUGUGGGUUUGUUGCAAACGGGAGAAUUGGAGGUAUCUUAGAAACAUUGGGAUAAAAGGAUGUGGAAAGGAGAGUUAUUGCACAGUGGUGUUCAUUCCAUUUCCUGUAAAUUCCCUUCUGACAGCAAGAACUUCAGCUGGUUCCUUUCUAGGGUUACGGUCUAAACUGCAUAAGGGAGAGACGGUGGGAGCUAGUUUCUACAAGAGGGGCUUGUGAAGGGGCUUGAGAGGUCUGUGGAGAUUUUAGUACUACCUAGUUUGUGAUUAAAAGAAAAAAAAACAACGGCAUUACCAGAGCUAUGAAGGAAUUCUCUGACAUAAUUGAGGACUUGGAACUAAUUGAUCCUCCACUGUUAUGUGAUAUUUAUACUUGGGAUAGGGGAAGCAAUCAUGAAUGCACUACAAGAAUCGAUAAAUUUCUUUUCUUUGUUUGGUGUAUAAAUAGUUCAAUAAUAUUAAACUAUCCUUGGGAUUUUCUCUAUCCACUGUCUAUUUCUUUAAAGCGUGGAGACUGGGAUUCUCUGAAUCAUAUUUCAAAUUUGAAAAUUGAUGGAUGGAUGUUGAAGGGUUUAAGCAAAAGGUGGAAGGCUGUGGAAUUCUUGUGUGAUCCAAGAAAGGCCAGAUUAUAUUUUGGCUUGCAAACUUAAAUUGCUGAAGAAUAAGCUAAAGGAAUGGAAUGCUUCUAAUGGUGGGAAUCUAAAGAAGAAGAUUAGUUUACUUAACCAGACUUCAUCUAUGGAUCUUGUGCACAAAGACCACUCAAUGAAUAUGAACUGCUGGGAAAAGUUGGAUUACACAUGGAAUUUCAAGGGUUUCAUGAAGAGGAAAUAUGAAACUGCGGCACUGUAGGAAUGAGAUUUUCACUGUUAAAUCAACUUAUCUUCACCGGUUUAAUUUAUAGGGCAGAACACAAGAAGUUGUCCAUGGAGGUAUGUAUGGGAAGUUAAGGCCCCUUUCAAGGUGGUCUGCUUCUCAUGGUUAGUGGCAAGGGAAGCUUAUCUAACUCAAGAAAUCUGAAAAGAAAGGGGUUCUAACUUUGUUCUAGGUGCUCUUUAUGUGGUUCAGCUUUAGAAAGCAACAAUCAUUUGUUCCUUCAUUGCCCACUGCUGAUCAGCUGUGGCAACUUCUCCUCAACAUUAUGGGACUCUGGGACUUAGAUGGACUUUCCCAGCAAUUACUAGUGAUAUGCUGCAGAGUUGGAAUAAGAAUAGGGGUGCAGUGCAACAGAAGAGUUGGAGACUGGUACCUGCCUGCAUAUGGUGGACAGUUUGGAAGGAGAGAAAUGCAAGAGUUUUUUAAGGCAAAUACGACCCAUUGCAGAAUGUUUUAAGUACUGUUGUUUCAUUUUUGGUGUAAAGAACGUAAUGUAUAGGAGUUAGAAUUCAAGUAGGCAUGUGUGGUUCAUUGUGAACUCAAAGUUCCUAUAUAUCUAUAUAUAUAACAUUGAGAUUACUUGCGUAGGUCCAAUGUACACUGCUCCUUUCAAUACAGAAGCUUUCUCCCUAGCUCUUCAGCAGCUCAUUCUCGUUUUUGUUGAAAUUUUGUUUAAGGAAAAACUGAAUAUAUCUGUAGCUUGCUCAAAGAUACUUUUGCUCUAGAUAUCAUGUUUUAGUGUGGUUUUUGAUUAGUCAGUUGCCUUCAAUGUCUCGGAACGAGAAGUAUUCCGGAGGUAUAUCUCAUUCACUGGAGUUAAGAAGAUUGAGGCUUACACCUUUAAAUUUAAUAAAGGCAUCAUAUAAAUAUUCGAUGGACCACCCAGAGAAGGAACUUUUGGUGGGUUAUUUUUUUGGUAAUUAAAGAAACUUUUUAUUAAUCACCAAGUGCAGAAAUACAAAGCUGAGGGACAACGUCUAUAUCCCCUCUCAAAACGUCACAAGAGAUCCUAUCUAUCCUCCUACCCAGAAAGCUCCCUAAAAGAUCUAAAACCCCACCUAUGUGAGUGGUUGAUCAGAGUAUCCAAGGGUUUACUGUUUUGCAGGAAGAUCCUAGUGUUGCUCUCGGUCCAGAUUGUAUAAAUUACUGCAGCAAAGCUGGCCUUUAAUAUUGUACCUCUGGCAUGCUUCCCCUUAGCAUGUUCUUCACCCAAUGCCACUCCUCCCAUGAUAGAAUAUUUCUCUUCCACUGUUGCAACUCCAAUAAAUUCCUCCAGAUUGUGUGAGUGUAACAGCAUUCAAAAAAGAUGUGAGUAGCAGUUUAAGGUGCAGCAGAGCAGAAAAUAUACUCAGUAUCGACUGGCAGGCCCCAGUUCAAGAGUAAAUCCUAUGUUCGCAGUUUACCAUGUAGUUGUAGUCACUGUAUAAAAAUGUCUUGGUUCAGCUAUAUUAUGACAAACUAGCUGUUUCCAUGCCACAUUUGGUACUUCUCCUCUUAGUCUCUUAUAAGUAGCUGAAAUAAGGAUUUUGCCUUUCUGUACUAGAUUGUUGUGGUUAGCAAGGAUCAGCCAAUACAUCCUCAUGAGGAUAAGUUUCCUAACCAGCCAUGAUGCUUGAGCCGGGAUUUAUAUAUCAGCAAUGUUCUGACCUUUAAUAUAGUAUGUGUUGACCCAAUUUAUCCCUCUCCUACUUACUAGGAGGGGGAUACAACCAGUCUCCGGUGCUCCUUGCCGGAAAACUCCUUUCUCCUUCUCCCAGUCCAGGCUACCACCUUCUGUGGUAGCCUCCCUCUCCUUCUCCUUUCUUUCUUGUCUCGCAUUAAGUCUCUCCCUUCUUUUCUCCUCAGAUCAGUAGUUUCAGUCAAUAACUAUGGCGAAGAAAGGAUUUACUUCAAUGCUGGCUAUAAAUCUUUUGACAUCUCCAAGUCUAUCUCUAGGUCAGAGACUUGGUUUGAAUGGACCGAGCGCAGCAAAAAUUUAAGUCAUGAAAUGGGUAGUUUUCGUCUUUAAUGAAGCAUCAAAGGAACACAGAAUGGCCGUCAGGAGAUGGAAAACAAGGGAUCACUUUUCUGAGUUCUUUUGUACCCUUAAAAGCUAAGUUGUUCGGACUCUUAAAAAAUGUCUAUGGGUGUGUGUCGGAUCCUCCAAAAAUAGUGUAUUUUUGAAUAUCCGACACGGGUGCAGUAACAUUUUUGGAGAGUCCGAGCAACUUAGCUUAAAAGUAAUGAAUAUGGUAAAUACAUCAGUUUCAUCGCAGUUCAGGGGGAAAACAGAUAAGUCAUAAUAACUCCUGAUAUUACAUUAAAUGCCGGAUGGACAGCUAUAGCAGAAAAAAUCACAAGGUUUAUUGGGGUCCCAAAGAAGGAAGAGAAAACAGUAGCAACAAGGAAGCUGCAGGAAAAAGUGUCGUUUGUGGAAGCCUUAAGAAGCAGCAAAUGGUCGACUCAGUCGUCAAAAAUCUUGGCACCUCAGACCAGCAAAUACAGACUUUUUCAACCUGGAACAACAUCAAUAUCAGAAGGUGAUGUUCUAGACAGAUGUAUAGUGGGAAAGCUUAUGGAUACAAGCCAAGAUACUCCAAGUCUGAACGAUCUAAGGAGAUGGGUGAGCAGUGUUUGGAGUACUUCACAUGGGAUUAAUGUCUAUGCCAUGAAUGACUAUCAGUUCCUUUUUGAACUCCCAUCAAGAAAGGAAGCAAAGCACAUAAUCAAUGGGGACUGAAGUUGGAAAAAAUCCGAACUAUCACUUGAAUGUUGGUCGCCUACUGUGGGAUGCUGGCCAGUAGAUAUAAAAAGAAGUUGGGUAUGGAUUCGCAUUUAUGCUCUCCCGCUGAAUUUGUGGUCGCAGAAUACCUUCGAGCAGAUCGGAGAUAUGUGGGGGGGCUGGAUCGAAACAGAGGAGGAAACUACCCUAAGAAACCACCUAAGGUGGGCUAGGGUUAAAGUGAGAGGAGACGGUUCUGAGGUGCCUAGGGAAGUAGAGAUACAAAGCGACGGUUUCAUCUUCAAAAUCCCGAUCUGCUAUGAAGUUCCGGCAACGGUGAGAAGGAAAGAGAAGACUGGAGAAGAAAACAUGGUAGAACCACUGGUUAAAAGGGGGACUGUCUCAAGAUCCGAGAAACCUAGUACAACCUAUCGGAUUUUUCACUUUCAAUAGCUGCAGGGCACGUGGGCACAGCGACAGCUGGUGAGCUAUUUAAUACUUGCACACGUGAGAAGCACGGGGGAGGUUUAAUGAAUCAAAGGGCCAAGACUAAAGAAAGGUUAGUAGGCCUCUUUUCAGGAAAAAGUAAACUUGGGCCUGACCCAGCAGCCCAUCUCAUUUUUAAUAAUAUCCACGUUUCAAAGAUGGAGGAAAGAAUUACUGCUCUAACAACAGAGGAUCUGGACAACUGCGAUCACCAAUUCCAGGUAGAGUCGCAUGCUGACCACCGAAAAACUUCAAAGGAAGGCUCGUACGCAGCCGUUGUUGGGAAUCGUGGCACCAUGGAGUCAACAGACAACACAGAAAUCGCUCUGUUGGUAGAUAUGCAAUGCAGUAAUAAGGGGGAAGUCAAUCUGACGCAAGUUGAGGAACCAAGGAACGACGCAAUUGCAAUCUCGGAGGAAAUUAGCUGGGUGGUAGAAGAUGCAGAACCACUACCCAUGCAAAUGCAAGAUAUGAUUCCUGAUAAAGAAAUAGAGGUGACUACCUCGGUUCAACAAAACCUACUCAAGUUGAGUAAAUUGAUCGGGGUGGACUUCCAGGGGCAUAAAGUGGAGGCUAUGGAAUUGUUAAAGCAAAUUGACAGUAGUAGACAGGCAAGAAAGAUGGAGCAAGACUAUAAAAGGACUAGAUUUAAAGGCGCGCAGGAACUUAAAAGCCUAGUGUCUUUUGAGGUGAAAUUCAAAGAUAAUGGCAAAAGGAGCAGGGGAAAGAGUUUGUCACUAGGUAACUCAUGAAUUUCAAACUAGUCUCAUGGAAUGUUAGGGGUCUCAAUGGGAGAGAUAAAAGAAGAUUGGUGAAGAGUUUGGCUUUGGAAUGGAGGGCUGAUAUAAUCUGUCUCCAAGAAACCAAACUGGAGGGAGAGAUAAAGGAGAUGAUAAGUCAGAUAUGGGGAGGUAGAUGGGUGAGACAUGCUCAACUUGAAGCCAGCGGUACUAGGGGCGGAAUUGCUUUUAUAUGGGAUAGCAGAACGUGGAAAGGAGAGGUGCUAGAAGUUGGUGCUUACACUAUCACAUGUAAGUUUGAAGCAAUUUUACAAGAGUCUCAUGUCACAUAACAGGGGUGUAUGCCCCAAAUUGUGGUUUUGAAAGAAGGCUAGUAUGGGAUGAAAUCAGUGCUAUUAGGAUGGGGUGUUUUCCAAAUUGUGUUGUUUGUGGAGAUUUUAACACAUGUAGGUACCCCACAGAAAAAAGAAAUUGCAAAAGAAGGUCCAGAUUCAUGAUGGAAUUCUCAGACCUUAUAGAAGAAUUGAAAUUGAUUGAUCUUAAUUUGGAAGGGGGUAGUUUCACAUGUUCAAAGGGGAUAAUCAUCUGGCAGCUUCUAGGAUUGAUAGAAUCCUUAUUUCAGAGGAAUGGGAUGGCAAAUUCAGCAAUAUCAAACAGAUUCUACUACAAAGAAUGGUUUCAGAUCACAAUCCAAUAGCUUUGCAGUGUGGAGUCUGGACACAUAACAAGUGCUACUUCAAAGUGGAGAAGUGGUGGCUAAGGACAGAAGGUUUCCGUGACAGAAUAAGAAGUUGGUGGAACUCUUUUCAGACUUCAGGAAAACCUGACUAUAGGCUUGCUUGCAAAUUCAAAGCUCUUAAAUCAAAGUUGAAAGAGUGGAGUAAAAGCUAUCAAGGGAACCUUAGUGCUCAGAAAAGAAGUCUGCUGGCGCAACUAACGGAAUGGGAAAACAUUCUGGUAGACAGAACUCUGAGUGAUGAGGAAAAAGUAAAGAAAGCUGAUUUGUUUAUGGAGUACGAGGAGCUGGUAAAUAACGAAGAGAUAUCCUGGAGGCAAAGAUCAAGAACACAAUGGCUAAAAGAAGGAGAUAUAAAUACUAAGUAUUUUCACAAAAUAGCUAAUGCCCACAAGAGAUAUAACAACAUAGAUCAAUAGAUGAUCCAAGGGGAAGUUACUGAAGAUCAGACAAAAAUCAGCGGGGAAAUAAUCAGCUUCUAUCAGAACUUAUACAUAGAAUCAGAGAGCUGGAGACCAGUCUACAAUUUUGCCAAUUGCCCUACCAUCUCAGAGCAGGACAAAUUGUAUCUGCAAUCAAAUUUUGAAGAACAAGAGGUCCUACAAUGCUUGAAGUGGUGCGCAAAAGACAAGGCCCCUGGGCCUGAUGGUCUCACCAUGGAUUUCCUGGGACAUAAUGAAGCAUGACAUAAUGGAAACCUUCAAGAAUUUCCACGAUCGUGAGAUUUUUUAGAAGACUUAUAAUGCCACCUUCAUAGCUCUUAUCCCAAAGAAGAAAGGAGCCAAAGAACUGAGAGACUUCAGACCCAUCAGUCUGAUAGGAAGUGUCUAAAAACUAUUUUUAAAGGUGCUGAUUGGGAGAUUAAAGAAGGUGAUAGAUAAGUUGGUAGACUCUCAACAAAUGACAUUCAUCAAGGGGAGACAAAUAAUGGAUGCAGUUUUGGUGGCAAAUGAAGCGGUGGACUCUAGAAUCAAACAGAAUAAACCUGGCAUUUUGUGUAAGCUAGAUAUAGAAAAGGCGUAUGAUCAUGUCAAUUGGUGUUUCCUUCUGGAUGUAGGUGUCCUACAGAGGAUGGGUUUUGGAAGUAAAUGGAUAAACUGGAUUAGGCAGUGUAUCUCAACAGUGUGUUUUUCAGUCCUUAUUAAUGGAUCCCCAACAGGUUUUUUUAAAGUUCAAAGAGGAUUGAGGCAAGGUUGGAUCAGUGGCUUUGAAAUGGAUAGAAGGGCAAACAACAGCAUGGAAAUAGCGCACCUACAAUAUGCUGAUGACACAUCAAUUUUUUGUGAUGCCAAUGCUGGCCAAUUAAAGUAUCUGAGGGUGAUUUUAAUACUUUUUGAAAGCGUGUCGGGGCUUCACAUUAAUUGGAGGAAGAGUUUUAUAUACCCUAUAUACCCUAUAAAUAAUGUUACUGAUAUGGAGUACCUAAUAUCAAUUCUGGGAGGUGAAGUCGGAAUUUUGCCUACUGUGUAUUUAGGCAUGCCUUUAGGGGCAAAAUUAAAGUCCAAGGAAAUUUGGAAUGAUGUUAUAGAAAGGUGUGAGAAGAAACUAUCUAGAUGGAAGUCUCAAUACUUGUCACUGGUAGGAAGAGUCACACUCAUCAACUCAGUGUUAGAUGCCCUACCUUCCUACAUGAUGACCCUCUUCCCUAUACCAGUUAGUGUUAUCAAAAGACUUGACAGCAUCAGGAAAUCUUUUUUGUGGCAAGGGAGCAAAGAAAAGAAAGGUUUUUAUCUAGUCAAAUGGAAGGCUAUAAUAGCAAGCCGAAAGAAAAGAGGUCUGGGAAUCAGGGACCUGAAAAUGCAAAGCAAGGCUUUAAAACUUAAAUGGCUUUGGAGAUACACAAAGGAAUACCAAAUGCUAUGGAGAAAAGCCAUCAAUGCUAAAUAUGAGGAGGAGGACAGGUGAAUGACUAAGGAGACAAACACUUCAUAUGGAGUAAGUCUAUGGAGGUCCAUCAGAGCACUAUGGCCUUUGCUGAAAACCAAGUGCUCCAUAAAAAUUGCAGAUGGGAGCAAAACUAACUUUUGGGCAGAUGUUUGGCUAGGUACUGAGAGCCUAAAAGAGAAGUUUCCAGAUACAACAUGACGCUUUACCAACAUAGAACAGUGGCGGAGCAGCGAUCAAAUGAGGGUUGGGAUAUCACUUUUAGAAGAAUGCCAAAUGAUUGGGAAGUGAGUAGGGUGACCUUUUUUUUCACCUUCCUGGAGACUUGGAGAGGCUUACAAGGAGUUGACAAACUAUGGUGGAAUAGUCACAGCAGCGGGAACUAACUACAGGGUGAACAUAGCCUACGAAGAUCUGUAUACUAGCAGACAGCCACCAGCCACCAGAGUGAAGAUUGGCCCUUGGCCCUGGAAACAUAUUUGGAAGCCAAAGAUGACCCCCUUAAAGGUUUCUUGUUUUGUAUGGCUUUUGACUAGAGAAGUUGUCCUUACUCAAGAAAAUUUGAUAAAAAGAGGAAUAAUAAUGUGCCCCAGAUGUUGUCUAUGUGGAGAAACAUCUGAGACUGUUAAACAUUUGUUUCUCCAUUGCAGCAAAGUGACAAGUCAAGUAUGGAGGAUCUUUUUGGUGCUCAGAGGGAUCACUUGGACAAUGCCAGUAAACAUUGCAACAACCUUGGCAAGCUGAGCAGAAGCAGGGAAGGAGGGAAGGAGACUAGAGACAAAAAAAGAUGGAGCAUUAUACCAGCAUGCAUAUGGUGGUCAAUUUGGAAAGAAAGGAACUCUAGGUGCUUUCAGAAUAGGAGCAUUACAGUUCAGCAAAUAAAAAUGAAUUGUAUUCUGCUUUUUUGUUUUUGGCGUAGACUAUCCUACUCAGUAGAAACUGUAGAAAUUCUGGAUGUACUAGACUCCAUUUAGUGGUGUAGAAUAGCUGCAGAUUCUGUGAGUUUUUUUUUCUGUAAAUAGGGGCUAAUGCCCCCAAACUACUGUGCAUUUGUGAAUCUUAAAAGUGAAAUAUACAAGUUAUCAGUUUCAAAAAAAAUUUAUCCAUAAAUUUGUCCUUUUUCAAGCUAAGAGCCCAAAGUAAUUUGCAUAGAGCAGCUAGGUUCCAGAUAUUUAGGGUCAACUGAUUUAACUUUUGGUGUUUUACUUUAUGACCUAGUAGAAUGCUCAGCCUUUUUACAUCUACAAGCAACCUACCUGUGUUGUACAUUAAGCUUCACCAGAAACUUGUCGCCUGAGGUUCCUUUUGAUGAAAACUUUUUAGUUUCAAAAUCAGGUAGCAUGCUCUUCAGUUUUUGUUUCUGCUUGCAUCAUUAUGUGUUUGUGGUUUACAAAUGUCAAGCUCUUGUCAUUGAUGUUGUAUGUGAUUGAACCUGUCUAAAAGAAAUAUCAGUGUUGUAUGUGAUUGCCAAUAAAGCCCUGUCAUACUAUUGUGUUCAGAAAGAAGACAAAUUUGUGUGGCAAAAGCCAAAUAACAUAAAAACUUGGGGCAGAAAAAGAAAAGGAAGAAAAUUAAUCUAAUGAAGCACAACCUUUUAGAGUUGCCAUGCCCCUUUGUGUGAUGAUGAUACUAUUCAUUUGGGAAAUUAUAAAAUGGUCCCUGAAACAUAAUUUGGCCAUGCUCUUCUGUGCAAGUUGUCUUUAGUACACUUCAAAGAUUCAAGGGAUCUCUUUAUGCAACUUUUUUUGGUGAUCAGGUAAGAACAAUAUUCAUUAAUGAGAGCUUUGCUACUGUUAAUCAAAGUUGGAACUGAAAACCUCAAAGUGCUUUUGGCUUUAUACUUAUUUUAGAAGUAUUUAAAAAUCUACCUUGUGUCAUUCUCUAUAAUGUGGUUGGAUAUUUGUCAGGUGAUAGUGAACGACUGCGUGACGUGUGUCACUUCAUUUUUACAGAUUCUAUGUUGAAACUGAAAACCUCAAAAAAAAAUAAUAGUAAUUAGCUGAACACUUAUUGGAGAACUAUUUCAAAAAACUAAUCAUGUCUCAUUCUCUAUAAUUUGGUUGAGGUAAUAGUCAGAUGAUAGUGACAGAAAUGCCUGGAGCCUCCAAAGAAACAAUGUAAAGUCGCUUAAUUGUUGAGCUUUCAUUUUUAUAGAGGUAAGGUGGUUUCUAUUAUUUGGCUAAGGUGGUAUGUGGGUAUUCAGUGGGAAUCAUGUGCUCCAAAGUGGCAGGAACACCAGUCAAUGCCACUUACUUGUCCAAUAGCUUACAGAUUGUAUCUUAUUGCUUGUUUAUUUUGAUAAGUAAUUUAUUCCUGAAUCCUUCAUCUUGUUUAGAUCAGGAAAUGACUUCUCUUCCUUCUUCCCUGUGCAGCAUCACGGUGUUUUAUUUUGUCAAGGAAGAGCCUCAUUGCAGAUUUGUUCCGAUA